CCGGCCUGCACGGUGAGGAGGAAGAGAGGGAUGUGAUUGUGGGUGUUCGCGGCGAAGAGAGAACACAAAGUGAUCCCAACCAAGAAGGCGAAAGUCCGACCGAGCGCGAGCGCACCUGGAUCACGUGGUGCGCGUGUCCGUCCGGGGAAGUCAAAGUGUCGCCGGAGUGACUUGUACUUAGUUUCGUCCUCUCUUCGCCUCCCGGCCCCCUCCGCCCUGCAUUCCGCGGAGCAGCUGUGUUUUAAUGCCCCUGCGCACCCGAGGUGGAGAGGAAGGAGAGAAGAGUGAGGAAGAAGAAGAAGAAGAAGAGGAGGAAGAAGUGGUAGUAAGAAGGCCUGGACACCACCCGUCCUCGCCCUUUGGAGCUCCGUCCCCUCUCCCCUCCUGGCCCUGCAUGGACGGGGAUGGGGAGAGCCGGAUGCUGUUGCCGCGGGGCUGAGCGCCUCGCCUCCCCGUCUCUGGUGCGCCGCUUCCGGCCGCUGCUGCUGCUGGUCAUCGCUCUCUGCUGCGGCGCUCACGUCGGUCAGUGCCAGGUGGCGACCCCUCAGUGCCGUAUCCAGAAGUGCACGACCGACUUCGUCUCCCUGACCUUCCACCUGACGCCGGCGGUCGAUGGCUUCCACACCGACUUCUGCAAGGCGCUGCGAGCGUACGCGGCCUGCACCCAGAGGACGGCCAAGUCCUGCCGGGGGAAUCUGGUGUUCCACUCGGCCGUGCUGGGCAUCUCCGACCUCAUGAGCCAGAGGAACUGCUCCAGAGACGGGCCCACGUCCUCCACCCACCCCGAGGUCCCACACGAGCCCUGCAGCUACCACAGCCGCACCCAGCACGCCCACGCACACGCACACGCACACGCCCACGCACACGCACACGCUCAAGGCCACGCCCGUGAGCACUCCCGGCCGGUCUACCUGUUCUGCGGGCUGUUCGGGGACCCGCACCUGAGGACCUUUAAGGACAGCUUCCAGACUUGCAAGGUGGAGGGGGCGUGGCCUCUCAUCGAUAAUGACUAUCUGUCGGUACAGGUCACGAAUGUUCCCGUGGUAACUGGCUCUAGUGCCACGGCAACCAAUAAGAUCACCAUCAUCUUCAAGCCCUAUGAGGGCUGCACGGAGCAGCGGGUCUACCAGGCCGUCACGGACGACCUCCCCGCCGCCUUCGAUGACGGGACGGUGAGCAGCGGCGACCCCAUCCACGUGUCCGCCGGCGCAGAAGGUGCAACCGGGAAGGUGCGCGCUCUGUGGAUCUCUGAGCGCAGCCCGGGGCGCCACGUGGAGCUGCACGCCGGCUACAUCGGCGUCACCGUCAUCGUCCGCCAGCUGGGCCGCUACCUGACCCUGGCGGUGCGGAUCCCGGAGGAGCUUUCUCAGGCCUACGACGCCACCCAGGACCUGCAGCUGUGCCUGAACGGCUGCCCCGGAGGGGAGCGCAUCGACCGGGCCGGGCACCUCCCCCUGCCGCCGCCGGCCCCUCCGGCGCUCGGCCUGCAGCUCCAGCGGCGGCCCGGCUUCUCCUCGCCGCACGGCGCCACGCAGCUCUUCAGCGUGGAGGGGGCGAAGGAGCGCUGCAGGGAGCAGCUGGACGUGCAGGACAUCUACUUCCACUCCUGUGUGUUUGAUCUCCUCACCACCGGGGACGCCAACUUCACCGCGGCGGCGUACAGCGCCCAGAAGGACAUGGAGAGCCUCCACCCACACCGGGAGAGAUGGAGGAUCUACCCCCGCGGCGCCGCCUCCUCCAGCUUGCACUCGGAUUGUCCGCCCAUCAGACGGCUGGCGCUGCUGCUGCUGUGCGCGCUGGGCGGGGCGUCGAAGUGACGCUGUGGGAGGCGUGGCCGGGGGGGAGGAUCUGGGGAGUUUGGUUGGGCGCCGAUGCGUCGCUCUGUCUGCUCUCGUGUGGAAACGGCAAGUCGGACAGCGACUGGGAACCAGUGCGAUCGGCACGAGAUACGAGCGACGCUGACGGUGUCUGAGCAACAUCAGCCCUCUGGGGAACAACACGGCGUCUUCAGCUUUAGAUGCGACACGGGACACACCUGUGAGGCGGGGGAGGGUGUGGAAACGUCAAACUGUAAAUAGCUUGUCUUCAGUGCCGUAGAGUUCUUUUUGUUGUGCCAUUUGAUGUGAUUUCUCUUUAAUACCUCAGACAGAGGAUGUUUGUUUUAACAGAAGCACUUUAUUUCGUUUUUUUUUUUUAGCAAAUCCACAUCAGUGUUUCUCCCUCACUAACUGUCCUCCACCGAGAUCUCCAAUGGCUCAAGUUUUGGAGACUAUCAAUAAUUAGAUUUUUGAACCUUUCAAUGUAAAAGUCUGUGGAAUACUAGGAGCGAUCAUUUUUGUUAAAAUCUUCCAGUAGUGGAUUUAACUCGGCCUCUCAUCUUUAAUUCAGUUAAUGUGAAGUGGUCUCUUUUGAAUGUUUUAUAAAUAUUGUCAAAUGCCAUCCGUACUAUUUUGUUGCUGUAAGACUUUGUUCUUGUUCCUCAGUCCUGAUUUCAAAUAUGUUUGCGUGUGUGUGUGUGCGCGGCUGUGUCCGUGACAUACCUGGAUGUGUUUUAUUUCCUCUGAAAAUCACGUCAGAGGAAUUCCCACCUUUUGGCCACGAGGCUGUGAUGUGAGCGGCUCGUGAUGCUGCGCUCUGUAUUCUGUGUUGUGUUAAUUUGAGCCAAAGACGAAUGGUUUCGUAUGUACAAAGGAGAUCAAAACACCCUCCGCCUCCUCCUCCUCCUCUUCCUCGCACUCAAAUGGUUUUAAAGUUGCUACUGUCGACUGUUUUACUCUUACCACCAGAAUCGAUGAGCUGCUCCUUACUGGAGUACGUAGGAGUGAUGACAUCACCCUGCAAAUGAGGUGUGUGUGUGUGUGUGUGGCCUCUUCAACAUGCAUCUUUCUGUAUAAUUCUGCCCCUUCGGUUGACCACCAUCAGCUUCAUCUCCGUUGUUGGCGAUGUGACCUUUCAUCGUGUGUGAGUGGCCGGUCAAUGUUGAAAUACUUAACUUAUUUAUGAACGUAGUGUCCUGUAGAGGAAGUUAAGCUCCAUAUUCUUGCUGUUGGAUGAUAAUUAAAAAGAAUGUCAGAUGUGA
Molecule: messenger RNA, 3079 nt
Organism: Pseudoliparis swirei
Lineage: Eukaryota; Metazoa; Chordata; Actinopteri; Perciformes; Liparidae
Gene: rgmb
Product: repulsive guidance molecule BMP co-receptor b
Exons: 3
Coding region: 405-1817 (470 amino acids)
Biological process (GO): BMP signaling pathway
Cellular component (GO): plasma membrane
Molecular function (GO): coreceptor activity
Source: RefSeq, a predicted model, not a curated record